Messenger RNA from Bacidia gigantensis, 11460 nucleotides. RefSeq lists its product as uncharacterized. The transcript has 2 exons. Gene Ontology annotation, biological process: regulation of DNA-templated transcription; DNA repair. Lineage: Eukaryota; Fungi; Ascomycota; Lecanoromycetes; Lecanorales; Ramalinaceae. Gene Ontology annotation, molecular function: protein binding; transcription coregulator activity. The coding region runs from base 1 to 11460 and encodes 3819 amino acids. Gene Ontology annotation, cellular component: SAGA complex; nucleus; NuA4 histone acetyltransferase complex. The record is from RefSeq and is a predicted model, not a curated record.
AUGACAGAACGCAUUGACACCUUCGCCGCCAGGCUGAGCGAUGCGAACGCAGGCAGGGUCACCUCAAGAUCUCUUCAUCUUUCUCUACUGACAUUACAUUUAGCUGUCGCCCUUAAGCUUAAUGUUGCUACAGAACUUCGCGACAACCUAGAAAUGUUUAGCAGCGGUCAACUUUACCCGUACUUUCUUAGGAAGCUUCUCCCCGUUUUCACAAAGAUUCUCGAAGGUCCACCAGUAUUUGUUACCAACCCGGAGCAUAAACUACGCAGCUGCAUUCUUGAGGUGCUACACCGCCUUCCAAACAGCCAAUCUGAGCAUCUGAAACCACAUGCCCUGCACAUUGUCGACCUGCUGCUAAGUCUGGUGCGGACCGAGAAUGAAGAUAACGCUAUACUCUGCAUGAAAGCUGUCAUGGACCUAGAGCGACACCAGGCGGAAGCAACCAGUACGAAAGUACAGCCAUUCCUGGACCUCAUUCAGGAGAUGUUCGAAGCUAUGGAAAACGUUGUUCAAGAGACGUUCGAUAGCUCUUCAUUGCCUCCUGGGCAAGGAUCGUUAGUCGGUGGUUCCCAAAGUUUUCAGUCGCCGCGACCCGGAUCCCCAGCGACCUCUGCCGCUGUGGAUAUUGGUAUAGACACUCCAGCAAUCCGUCCACUAUUAAAAGGCAUGCAAUCUUUCAAGGUCUUUGCGGAGUGUCCCAUCAUCGUUGUAUCCCUUUUCCAAACACACCGGAACUGCGUGACUACAAAUGUAAAGAAGUUCGUUCCCUUAAUUAAAAAAGUCCUCAGUCUACAAGCCGCACCGCAAGCGCGUGCUCACGCUGAGGCUGCUGAGAGAAAGGAAGUAUUCAUAGGCGUUAGUAAGGAUAUCAAGAAUAGACAUGCAUUUGGCGAGUUUCUUACGGCGCAAGUCAAGAUGAUGAGUUUCUUGGCAUAUUUGCUACGCGUGUACCAGCAGCAGCUGCAGGACUUCCUAUCAACCCUUCCCGACAUUGUAAUACGACUGCUUCGGGACUGCCCAAGUGAGAAAUCCGCCACGAGGAAGGAGCUGUUGGUAGCAAUAAGGCACACCAUCAAUUUUCAAUUCCGGACAAUAUUCCUGAGCAGACUAGACGACCUCCUAGAUGAGCGAACACUAUUAGGAGACGGAUUGACAGUAUAUGAGUCGAUGCGCCCAUUAGCUUACAGCUUGCUGGCGGACCUGAUACACCACGUUCGUGAAAAGCUGACACGGGAGCAAAUAUGCAAAACCGUCGCCGUAUUCUCCAAGAACCUGCAUGACAACUUUCCGGGCACAAGCUUUCAGACAAUGAGCGCCAAGCUACUACUUAAUCUAGCUGAAGUAAUUGCCAAUCUAGAAGACAAGCAGGAUGCCAGAAGAAUUUUGAUUGACAUCCUAAAUGCCAUCGCGUGCAAAUUUGCGGACAUGAAUCACCAAUACGAGAACGCCGUCAAGCUAUCGAAGGAUUGCAGCAACACAACAAUUGACUCUGUACCCGAAGAUCAUCUGGCAGAUGCCAGUUCGCCUCCAGUGUGGGAUAACGUAGACAUCUUCUUGGCUACGCCAAUUCGCCUUUCCAAUCCCAAAGACAGAGGAGCAAAUCCUGUAGAAGAUAACAAGUUCUUGUUCAAAAACCUGCUUACUGGUCUUAAAGGCAUGUUCUACCAAUUGAAAGUCAGCAAUCCUGUCAACCCGACUGUUGAGGCCGCAAAUGCGCCGGCAAACUGGCCUGAGGUAUCACAUGGCUAUAGUGCCGAAGAAGUUGAGGUCAUCAAGAAGCUCUUCCGUGAAGGCGCCCACCUAUUCCGGUACUAUAGCCUGGAAAAACCGUUUUCGGAGACCAAUUUCUCGAAUCCGGUUGAAUUUCUUACAAACAAUUAUGGUGUUCAGAGCGGCAAAGAGGAAAAGGAUCUUUUGGAGACUUUCGCUACAGUCUUCCACAGCAUAGACCCGGCAACGUUCUAUGAAGUGUUCCACACUGAGAUUCCAAUUCUAUAUGAAAUGAUGUUUGAACACCCCGCCCUUCUCCAUGUGCCGCAGUUCUUCCUUGCAAGUGAAGCAACCUCUCCAGCAUUUGCGGGCAUGCUCCUUCAAUUCCUCAUGGACCGGAUUAACGAGAUUGGGACGUCUGAUAUGAAAAGAUCUGCGAUCCUACUACGAAUGUUCAAAUUAUCUUUCAUGGCUGUCACACUUUUCAGCCAGCAGAAUGAACAGAUCUUGUUACCACAUGUCACGAAGAUUGUCACGCAAUCAAUCCAGUUAUCGACUAUUGCGGCAGAGCCAAUGAAUUACUUCUAUCUGCUUCGAUCUCUAUUUCGUAGUAUCGGCGGUGGACGCUUCGAGCUACUCUACAAGGAGAUCCUGCCAUUACUCGAAAUGUUGCUGGAAGUUCUCAAUAAUUUACUAAUGGCGGCUCGGAAACCUCAAGAGAGAGAUCUCUACGUAGAGUUGUGCCUUACCGUGCCAGCUCGCCUAAGCAAUCUUCUUCCUCAUUUAAGCUACCUUAUGCGACCCCUUGUGGUCGCUUUGCGGGCUGGUUCUGACCUGGUCGGGCAGGGUCUGAGAACAUUAGAGCUGUGUGUGGACAACCUUACUGCAGAGUAUCUUGAUCCAAUAAUGGCGCCAGUCAUUGAUGACCUGAUGUCUGCUCUUUGGGAUCACCUUAAGCCUGCUCCUUACAGCCAUUUUCACUCACAUAUUACCAUGCGGAUUCUUGGGAAGUUAGGCGGCCGAAACCGGAAAUUUAUGAACCGUCCGCCAGACUUGAAGUAUCAACAAUGCGCUGGAGAAAAGACGACUAUCGAUAUCAGGCUCACAGGUUCAAGCAGAGACCGAGCCUUCCCAGCAACGCUUGGCAUUGAUCUGGCAAUAUCCAAACUUUCGGAAGUGCCCAAGGCACCUCCACUCAAAAGAAUCGAUCCUUACUACAAACAACAAGCCUUCAGACUCAUUGCUGCCCAAGUCAAGCUCCACAUCGGGUUUGACAAUUUGCCAGAUGACCUUCCCCAGGCUUUGAGACUGCAGGCAACGGAUCUCCUAGAAUCCAAUUACGACAAUUCCUCUGACUCCCCACAACUUCCGGAUCGAGAGAGAUCGAUAGCAAAAUGCAACGCUCAGCAAGAAACUCUAGAGAAGCUGCUAAAGGCAUGUAUCUUGGCAACGACUUUGCCGGACGUUGAGAGCCUUGCAAAGCCAUUCUUAGGAGACAUCUGCAGGCACUUCGCGAUUCUCGAGAUUGGAAGGGCUUUAUCUCACGCACGACGAGCGCGAAAAGGGUUCGAUGUGAUGGCUGGCGAAGGCCCACUUUGUCUCGAUAGUAGAGUCCUUGCUAAUGCUAUUUCGGAGAGUCUUUCCUCAGAUAGAUCGGCCACCCGUGAAGCGGCUGAAUCGUGCAUGAAGAUGAUUCACAGCGCUGCUGGCAUCAUUCUUGGGUCUCCGCAGAGAGUUGAUAGGUUUCCUUUCUUUUCUCAUCUUACGAAGCUGUUUUGUCACAAAUGCCAUGAGGAGGAUUGGUACGUCAAAGCUGGUGGUGGCCUCGGCAUAAACUUGCUUGCUACGACCGUGGACCUUGGUGACGACUUCUUCAUCGCUAAACAAAUUGAGCUCGUAAAGUCUUUGAUGUAUAUCAUCAAGGAUACACCUUUGGAUCUCCCAGCACUGACCCGCGAUCAAGCCUUUGCCACUCUCGAGAUCUUAUUGCGGAAAUGCAACCGAGACGCUUCUAAAGAGGCUCUUGGAGACGACAAAAGUUCUCUAUACCAUCUCUGCACAUUGCUGAUCACAGAUCUCAUGCAUCAAAACAAGCACGUGAGGAAUGCUGCCCAAAAAGCCUUCGACGUAAUAGGAAAAGUCAUCGGGGCAGAAGUGGCGGACCUACUCAUUCCAGUGAAAGAGCGGCUUCUUCAGACCAUUUACAUGAAACCCUUACGUGCAUUGCCGUUCCAAGUUCAAAUUGGCUACAUUGAUGCCAUCUCAUACUGCCUCGAGACAAGGUAUGAUAUUAUUGAGAUCAACGACAUUGCGCACCGGCUCUUCUUGGAGGCUAUGUCAUUAGCAGAUGCCGACGAUGCCAGCCUCUCGACGAAGUCUCAGGAGUACAAAACGGCUCAGCAAAUCGUAGACCUACGUGUGUCAUGCAUUAGGCUCCUAGCACUCGCUCUGGGAACAUCUGAUUACAGCUCACCACAGCAAACGCAGACCCGAAGUCGCAUAAUUGCUGUCUUUUUCAAAUCACUAUACUCAUCGUCCAUAGACGUCAUCGAAGCAGCCAAUACGGGUCUCAAAGGAGUUUUGCUCCAGACAAACAAGCUACCGAAGGAUCUCUUACAAAACGGUCUUCGCCCAAUACUGAUGAAUUUACAAGAUCCUACUAAGCUCACUGAGCAAGGACUGGAUGGACUUGCAAGACUUCUGGCCCUACUCACAAAUUAUUUCAAGACCGAGAUAGGCGAGCGUUUGAUGGGGCAUAUGAAAGCAAUCGCAUCUCAGACAGUCUUGCAAAAGUCAUCUUUCAUGCUGAUCGAACAAAAUGCUCAGAUGAAGGUGGUUAUUGCGAUCUUGAAUGUGUUUCAUUUGCUUCCGCCCACAGCAACAAUGUUCAUGCGAGAGCUGGUGGAUCGUGUGUUAGAACUCGAGCAGAAUCUUCGUAGAACGCUAGCGAGUCCAUUGCGGGAGCCUCUCCUCAAGUACAUCAACAGGUACCCUAGUGAAAGCUGGGAAUUCUUUCGUGAUAAAUUGGGAGAUAUGAAAUAUGGGAGGUUUCUAUCUCAGAUCCUAUCGUCCCCUUGGUGCGAACCUUUGCGAGAAGAAAUUAGAUCCAAAAUCCAGGACCUUCUUAAGUUGGCUUUCAGCGCAGAGGGAGACUCGUGCACUGCGGCAGCUAUCAACGGUGUCCACGUAAUCCAUUGCCUACUGAUUGAUGAUCCUGAGUGGAUACGCUCUCAGCCAGAUCUCCGUGAACAGCUUCUACGUGCUGGCAAGGAACUUCAUGUCACCAAGCCGGCGGUACCCGUACCCACUGCUCUGAUACUGGCGGCUACACAAGCGUCCAAGAAGCUGAUGGAGAUUUUCGUGACGUAUAUGAAGAUACAGCGCGAUGACCUUGACUUUCUAUUCCAACUGAUUGAAACUGUCACGGCAGAAGAAAUAGCUGAGGAGCCAUCAUUCCAGAGCUUCAUUUAUGAACAGAUCAUUGAGAGUGAUAGCAUUGAGUAUUGGCGGAGCGUUGUUACACGAACUCUGGAGCUGUACACCUUUCGAAACUCGUCACCCCGCACAAAGACCUUCGCUUUCAAGUACCUGCUGAAUCCCAUCUUCGCCAUGGAUACAUUGAGGUCCUCUCAAGCCGCAAAAGCUCACGAUAUUAGACGACCUCUCAUCGAUAAAGGCGUUGUGGAAUCUGUCCAUAACAAGAUCUGGAAGACCCAGAAUGCUGACCUUAACGAAGAAACUGCACAGCCAGGUGUAGACCACUCACGAUUAGAAUUGCUUCAAAUGACAGCUCUUCUAUUGAAGUACCACGACAAGCUCAUCGCGGAGACGAGAAAAGAUAUCAUGAAAUUUGGCUGGAGUCAUAUCAAGCUUGAGGAUGUUGUCAACAAGCAUGCGACUUACGUUAUGAUUGCUUAUUUUGUGGCACAGUACGAUACACCUGCCAAAAUUACUACCCAGAUCUACCAGGCGCUACUCAAGGCUCACCAGAACGAAGGUCGCUCUUUGGUUGUCCAAGCUCUUGACCUUAUAGCACCUCGGCUCCCUGAUCGACUAAAAGGCCAGAGCGACCCGCGAUAUCCAUUAUGGGCGAGAUGGCCGAAACGUAUACUGUCUGAAGACAACUCGAAUUUGCAGCAACUCAUCGGCAUCUACCAAUUCAUGGUGAGAUACCCUGAUCUGUUCUACGAAGCGCGGGAGCACUUCGUUCCUCAAAUCAUCCCAGCGCUCUCGAAAAUUGCACAAUUACCGACACCAUCCAAUGAGCAUAAAAAAUUAGUAUUAAAUCUCAUUCAGAUGAUCCUGAAAUGGGAGGAGCGGCGUGUGGGAAAGAUUGAUCCUCCAGCGCUCCAAUCUGCGGAGACGUCGCCGCCAGCUAGAAGGCGGACGCAGCCGACAAAUUCUCCAUCGCAGACACACGGCCAGACGCCCAACCAUGAGCGUUCAGACUACACGAUACCGACAACACUAAAGUCGAUACUCAUCAAAUAUUUGACCCAAUUCAUUGGUGUCAUUCCUGAACGAUAUCCUACGCCGGCCUUUCUUCUGCGAGAUCUCGAUUCCAAAAAUCCAGUUGUGCAGCUGCCUCCUAGUGAUAUGGCUAAGAAGGCACUUGGCCUUUUCUUCGAUCUCCUGAGCCUAGAAUCAUGGUCUGACCUCGAUGUGGACCUCUUCCCUCGAAUUUCAGAGAGCAUUCUAGCCUCAGAUAAGACAGAACGGGGAGAAGAAAAGACUGUCACUGGGAUCAUCAACAUUUUGCAAGUGAUUCGUAUCGUCAUCAACUUCAAGAAAGACGAGUGGAUAUUAUCACAGCUACCACUUAUCCAAAAGCUUCUAGACAAAGUCAUCAAAUUUGACAACCCUGAGGUACAAGAUUGCCUCCAUGAAAGUGACAAAGGUCUUGAUGGUGAGCGCACAAUUUCUGCAUUGCUUCCAAGAAUUCUCCAAGCCAUCCCUCAAGAAAGUAAGGAGGACGACGAAAUGGAAGUAGAUGCUCCCGAAACAACAUUUGUGAAUUUUGUAUUCAAUGCAGCAACGUCUACAAUGGAGGGCAGCAAUUUGGUUGCUAGUAUCAAUCUCUUCUCCACUCUUUCAAUCACAAAGCCAGAAAAGAUGGAACCGCACAUUCAGAUAAUCAUGCGUGCUCUACAAGGCAAGCUUGCUAAAGACCAGGUCACUGCAGUACCUGUGCCUGGAGGGCAGCCUCUAGCUCCUGGCUCCAAAGGCCCAGAUGGGAAUGUUCUAUGCCCUGACCAGCGCGAGUUUGAAAUAUCAUCUAAGCUGACUGUGAAGGCAAUUGAUAUCAUUUCUUCUCGGAUCAACGACCUUGGAGAUCAACGAAGACCAUUCUUGAGCGUCUUGGCCUCACUUCUAGAGCGCUCACCGAAUGUCAAGCUCUGCGAGAAGAUACUGGAACUUUGCGAGUCGUGGGUUUUUGACUCUACACAUGCAUUUCCUACUUUGAAAGAGAAGAACGCUGUCUUACACAAAAUGCUGCUCUUUGAGGGACGUGCUGACGACGGCUUGCUCCAUAAGUUCUUGGACCUUGUGAUCCGGAUCUAUGAAGAUCCUAAAAUUACACGUACAGAGCUGACUGUCAGACUGGAGCAUGCUUUCUUGAUCGGUACUAGAGCCAUGGAUGUCGACAUGCGUAACCGUUUCAUGAACAUAUUCCAUCGAAGCCUCACUAAGACUGCCAGUGCCCGCCUAAUUUACGUUCUCACUCAGCAGAAUUGGGAUACUUUGGCAGAAACAUUCUGGCUUAGCCAAGCAAUUCAGCUCAUAUUUGGGGCAAUCGAAACCAGCACUUUGAUACAGUUAAACGGAGAAGAUUUCACCAUGAUGUCUCCAGCCCAGCUGUUCACCAAAUACAGUACUGACGCUCGAAAGAACGAUCUAAUGCUUGAUGACCAAUACGAAGACUUCAUGGCCCAACAUCGAAAUUUCUAUGCCACCAUUGGAGAUGUAAAAGCAGGAGACCUCUUAGAGCCCCUGUGCCACUUGCAGCAUACAGAUUACGAUGUCGCUUACCAAACGUGGGUUGCGAUUUUUCCCCUUUGCUGGUCCCUUUUGUCUCCUGACGAUCGACGUGAUCUUGAAAAAGGCCUCGUUUCCCUAUUGACGAAGGACUAUCAUCAGCGCCAGCUUGAUCGUCGACCAAAUGUAGUGCAAGCUUUGUUGGAGGGUGCGGUCAGAGCCAAGCCAAAAUGCAAAGUGCCACCCCAAGUCAUGAAAUGGCUUACAAAGACCUUCGAUGCAUGGUAUACUGCAGCAAUUUCUCUUGAAGAACAAGUCAUCAUAGGCCAAAAUGAUACAGCGGCCGUACGCGAAAGCCAUCUUGAUGCCCUGAUAGAGAUCUACGCCAGCUUGAAAGAAGACGAUUUCUUUUAUGGUACCUGGCGGAGGCGCUGUAGAUUUGUCGAGACGAACUCAGCGCUUUCCUACGAACAGAUGGGUAUGUUCGAUAAAGCCCAGGACCUUUACGAAGCUGCGCAGAUCAAAGCCCGUACCGGUGCUGUUCCGUACUCUAAGGGUGAAUACAUGUUGUGGGAAGAUCAUUGGCUGCUUUGUGCACAAAAAUUACAGCAAUGGGAGAUCUUACAAGAUUUUGCAAAGCACGAGAACUAUAAUGAUUUGCACCUUGAGGCGGCAUGGCGGACUAACGAGAACUGGACCUCGCCAGAUAGCUUGGAGCAGCUGAAUUCAACGAUAAAGGCCGUAUCAGACGCUCCAACUCCUAGACGGACUUUCUUUCAGGCGUUUAUUACUCUACUGAAGUUUUAUGACACAGCAGAGACUUCUCGGGAUUACAGUCAGACAGAUUUCCAGCGUAUCUGUGAUGAAUCAAUCCAGCUCUCAAUACGCAAGUGGCAUCAACUUCCUAAACGAAUUACGGAUGCGCAUGUUCCCAUUCUCCAGAAUUUUCAGCAGUUGGUUGAAUUGCACGAUGCAAGUGUGAUCAGUAUUAGUCUCGCGCAGACCAACUCGACCAACCUAGAUGCUAAAUCUCAAGAACUCAAGCUGCUUUUGGGCAUGUGGCGAGAUCGUCUACCUAACAUCUGGGACGACAUUAACGCCUGGCAAGAUCUGGUCACAUGGCGCCAACACAUCUUUGGUCUAAUCAAUCGCAAAUACCUGAACCUCCUUGGGCCGCAGCCAGGCAAUGCAAGUGGAAAUUCUUACGCAUAUCGAGGUUUCCACGAGACCGCUUGGAUCAUCAAUCGCUUUGCACACGUAGCCCGAAAGCACCAGCUUCCAGAGGUCUGUAUAUCCCAGCUCAGUAGAAUCUACACGCUGCCCAACAUUGAAAUACAAGAAGCUUUCUUGAAGCUGCGGGAACAGGCAAAAUGUCAUUAUCAGAAUCAAUCAGAGCUCAACAGUGGUUUAGACGUCAUCAAUAAUACUAAUCUUAACUAUUUCGGCAAUCAACAAAAAGCAGAAUUCUUCACUUUGAAGGGUAUGUUCCUCGCCAAACUGGGUCAAAAAGAUGAGGCAAACGACGCAUAUGGUACCGCUCUCUAUCACGAUAUUCGCUUACCAAAAGCAUGGGCCGAAUGGGGCUUUUACAACGACAUGAAAUUCAAAGCCAAUCCUAGCGACAUACAACCGGCUUCUGAGGCGGUCAGCUGUUACCUUGAGGCAGCCGGCUUAUACAAAAAUGCGAAGUCCAGAAAACUGCUCAGUCGCAUUUUAUGGCUUCUCAGCGUUGACGAUAGCGAAGGACACAUCAUGCAAGCUUUUGAGGAUUUCAAAGGCGAAACACCUGUGUGGUACUGGACGACAUUCAUACCGCAACUGCUAACAAGUCUGAGCCAUCGUGAAGCUAGGGUUGCCAGCAACAUUCUCAUGAGGAUCGCGAGUAUGUAUCCACAAGCCCUAUUCUUUCCAUUGCGUACGGUACGCGAGGAUUUACUCUUGAUCAAGAAGGCAGAGGAUGCAAGGCAGCAGCAAAAGGCCAAACAAUCCCAGCAGCAGUCGCCAAAUUCAAAAUCCCAGUCUACACCGGAGCAUCACCAAGGCUCGCCAAAUGGCCAAGUUGGAGGUGGGUCGAGACCAGGCACCGCGAACAGUGAUAAAACCAAUGGAGCGGAAAAUCCAAAACCUGAGCAAAAUGGGGAUGUACAGUCAUCCACAGAAGUACGCCCCGAGUCGGCUCCAAAGCGGCCCUGGGAGCAUGCUCAGGAGAUUAAUGACAAACUAAAAACCACAUUCCCUCUUUUGGCUUACUCAAUGGAAUCUAUGGUAGACCAAGUUCAAAAACAUUUCAAGUGCCCACCAGAUGAGGACGCUUAUCGACUGAUUGUUGCGCUACUUAACGAUGGAUUGAAUUAUAUUGCACGAAACCCCAAUGCCUACGCUCAGGACUUUAAGUUGCCACAAGGCACGGAAGCAAAUAUUCGCAAAUUUGCCGAGACAAUCUUGCCCAUCCAUAUCCGUGGUUCCUUUGAAGCGGACUUCGUCAGUACAAAGCCGACAAUGUACGAGUACAUCCAUAGGCUGCGUAAGUGGAGGGACAAAUUUGAAGAGAAACUCGAUCGCAGGGAUCCAACAGCGAAUCUGGAGGCAUAUGGUCAUGUCUUGAGCGAAUUCAAAUUUGCGAAAUUCCAUGACGUUGAGAUUCCGGGUCAGUACCUUCAGCACCGUGACAAGAAUACGGAUUUCAUACGCAUCGAGCGCUUCCUGCCAAACGUCGAAUUAGUUCGCACCUGCGGCAUCUCACACCGACGUAUCAAAAUUCGAGGUCAAGAUGGUAGUGUGCACUCUUUUGCGGUUCAACAUCCUACCGCAAGGCACAGUCGUCGCGAAGAACGAAUCCUACAGUUAUUCCGCAUCUUUAAUGGCACUCUUUCGAAGCGGAAAGAAAGUCGCCGGCGAAAUUUGAAUUUCACUCUACCUCUCAUGCAACCUCUCUCGCCGUCCAUUCGCCUUAUCCAAGAUGAUGCCUCUUAUGUGUCCCUUCAAGGUAUCUUCGAGGACUACUGUCGACGGACAAGUGUGAACAAGGACGAUCCUAUCUUGUUCACCAUGGAGAAAAUGCGUGCGGGACACUCACCAAAUCAGUCGGCAGACUCGGUCAAUGCUCUCCGCAUGGAGAUCUUUUCUGCCAUUCGCACUAAAUGGGUACCUCCAGAUCUUGUUCUCAAAUAUUUCCAGGCUAUCUAUCCCAAUUUCGCCGACUUUUUCCUCUUUCGAAAACAAUUUUCGUACCAACUUGCUUCCUUGACAUUUUUGACCUAUAUCAUGCAUAUGUCGGCGCGGUGGCCGAACAAACUCAACAUCUCCCGUGCUACAGGCAAUGUGUGGGGCUCUGAACUCAUCCCUGCGCUAGCAACUCAACGGCCAAUAUUUGGCGCGAGUGAGUUUGUUCCUUUCCGAAUGACGCCGAACCUGCAAACACUCAUGGGCCCUCUGGCCACCGAGGGACUAUUUGCAUCCGCUCUUAUGGCCAUAGCGCUCUGUUUGACCCAGGUGCACGAUCAGGGCGGCGAAUUGGAGCAGCAAUUAUCCAUAUUCGUGCGGGAUGAGAUGAUUUUCUGGCACUCGCAACAGCGGCAUACGACACCGUCCGAGAAUCAGCUUAGGGAAUACGUGCAGAAUAAUGUGGACAGCGUAGUCAAGAAGGCGAUCAGCCUGGCACUGCCUCCUGAGAGGAACCUGCCCGCGAACCAGACCGUCGUCGACCUCGUUGCAAAGUCUGUGGAUCCCAAGGCAUUGGCGGCAGCAGAUGCAUUAUGGAUGGGGUAUCUAUGA